This is a messenger RNA of Caretta caretta (loggerhead turtle), 5187 nucleotides long. The record is from RefSeq and is a predicted model, not a curated record. NCBI's taxonomy places the organism in Eukaryota, Metazoa, Chordata, Testudines, Cheloniidae.
GGGGGCGGACGCGGGGAGCGGGGCCGCCAGCUGCCCGGGGCUCGCACGCCGCGGCGGGCGCUGCCGAUGGGGGAAUGCGGGGUUCCCACCCAGGUCCAGCUGUUUCUCCGCGCCUGCGACCAGGGGGACUACGAGAGCGCCCGGCGCCUGCUGGGGCUGCCCGGGGGCGGCGCGGAGGCGGCGGGCGGCUCCGCUUGCGGGGCGGAGGAGGCGGCGGAGUCCGGGGCAGGGAGGCGGCAGCGCCUCCCCCCCUCGGUGCCAGUGGACUGCACGGACGAGGCCGGCAACACGGGGCUGCAGUUCGCCGCGGCCGGGGGCCACGAGCAGCUGGUGCGGUUCCUGCUGCGCAAAGGGGCCUCGGUGCAGAGCCGGAACCACUACGGCUGGAGCCCGCUCAUGCAGGCGGCCAGGUUUGGACAUCUAACCGUGGCUCACAUCCUGUUGGACAAUGGUGCUGAUCUCAAUGCACAGAAUAAGCUGGGAGCCAGUGUACUUACAAUGGCUUCUAGAGGUGGCCACGUCAGUGUCGUGAAAUUGUUGCUGGAAUCUGGAGCUUUUGUUGAUAAUUAUGACCAUUUUAAUACCAGUUUGGUUGACAACAGCAAAGAGGAACUUCCCGAUAUAACACCACUAAUAGCAGCUGCACAGCAUGGAUAUGAGGCAGUGGUGCACUUGCUGCUGGACUGGGGAGCUGAUUGUAAUUACACUGUGAAGACUGUGGGCUGGAGUCCUCUAAUGCUGGCAGCUGUUAGUGGAAAGGUGAGCUUGGCACAACAACUCAUGGACAAGGGAGCCAAUCCUAACCACCUAAAUGUGCUGCAUAAAACACCUUUUGAAAUCUCCAGUGGCUUCAAAGAUAAAGACAUGAAAGAUUAUUUGGAAUCACUAACAACAAUCAGACGCCUGACAGAUAAUGACAAGAGGCAGCCUGAUGUCUUUCAUGCUUUGAAAAUGGGAAAUUUUCAGCUGGUUAAAGAGAUUGCAGAUGAAGACCCAAAUCAAGUUAAUAUUAUUAAUGGUGAUGGUGCUUCUCCACUGAUGAUUGCAGCUGUAACUGGACAGUUGGCUCUUGUACAGCUGCUUGUUGAGAGAAAUGCUGACAUUGACAAACAAGAUAAUGUUCAUGGCUGGACAGCCCUAAUGCAGGCCACAUACCAUGGAAAUAAAGAUGUUGUUAAGUAUUUGUUGAAUCGCGGAGCUGAUGUCAAUCUACGUGCAAAAAAUGGAUACACAGCCUUUGAUCUGAUAAUGCUACUGAACGAUCCAGACACAGAACUUGUACGUCAACUAGCAUCAGCCUGCAUGCAAGUAGACAAAGACAAGGGUAAGCAGAACAACAAAUCAUCUUUGCCCUGUUCUAGAAGUAGACAAUCUUUAAAUACCCCGAUGUUGCCAGAUGACAAGGGAGGAUUAAAGUCAUGGUGGAACAGAAUGUCCAAUAGAUUCCGCAAGCUGAAGUUGACCCAAACAUUGCGUCAUGGAUUUUCCACCAGUCAGUCUGUGCCUUUUACUGAUGAGCCCGAGUCAUCUCUGAAUUCCACAAUAAAAGCCACUUCACAGCCAGAUGUGAACAACUCUGGAAACUGUGAUGCUGCAACAGCUUGGACCACAAAUGUCAAAGCUAGCGGUGUGUGCACAAGAGCAGGAAAGGAUGAUGAAUUAUUGACAACCAUGUUAAGAAGUGGUGCUCCAUUUACUAGGCUACCUAGUGAUAAACUGAAAGCAGUUAUUCCUCCUUUCUUACCUCCUUCAAGUUUUGAGCUGUGGAAUUCUGACCGAACACGAAUGAACAAAGAUGGCAAGACUGAACAGAUGAGGACUGCCUUGCCACAACGUGGGAUCAAACAUGAUUUUAACAGCAGUGCAAACUCUGACAUAACAUCUGUUACCAAAGGAACUAGACCCAUCAAAUUGCCAGCCUUUGCAAGAAGACCUGCUUCUCCCUCAAAUUCAAGCAACUUCAACCACUCGCCACACUCUUCUGGUGGAUCCAGCAACAUCGCUGGAAUUAACAGACAUGGUGGAGAACUCCAUAAUAGAUCAGGUGGCAGUGCAGAUAGUGUUUUGUCUCAAAUUGCAGCUCAAAGGAAAAAAGCAGCAGGCUUACCUGAACAGAAACCCAGCCAGCAAUAUAGCUCAAUCCACACAGCUGCUUCAUCCACUCUUCCUGAGCUGCAGCAGUGCACUCAGAUAGCUGGCAAUGGACGUAUUGCAAAGCAGAAACUGGAGAUGAACAAAAGACCUCCAUCUGGGACCUCAUCUACAUCUAAAAGCACAUCACCAACUCUCACACCAUCCCCGUCUCCAUCCCCAUCCCCUAAGGUUCACAAUGCGGAGUCCUCUCUCUCUUCCUUUCACAGACAAGCCAAGAGCAAUGGUGGCUCCAGCAGUGGAACUAUUACUGAUGAAGGCAACCAGUUGGUGGACCAUCAAAAACCUGUCCACAGUUUGAGAACCUCUGACAUAGAGAAUCAUGAAAGAAGAAACCAUGUGAGAGUAAAAGGAGUUUGUGAAAACUUGGAGAAAGAUGAGCUGACUAGUAUCCUUAAAAAAUUGUCACUUGAGAAAUAUCAGCCUAUUUUUGAAGAACAGGAGGUGGAUAUGGAAGCCUUCCUCACACUUACUGAUGGUGAUUUGAAAGAGCUGGGUAUUAAAACUGAUGGAUCAAGGCAGCAAAUUCUAGCAGCUAUUUCUGAACUGAAUGCAGGAAAGGGACGAGAGAGGCAGAUUUUACAAGAAACUAUACACAAUUUCCACUCUUCCUUUGAGAGUAGUGUUAGUAAUACCAGACCUCCUGGCAAUUCUCAGUGCAUGAAGAGCAGCAUCGUGCUGGCAUUUCAAACAGCAACACCUGAGCAAUUGCAAGACAGAUAAUUUUAGACAAUUGUAAACACAAUUUUGGAAAUCUAUUGAGGUGCAACAACCACAAGCGGCCUAGCAUAACAUUCUGUUUAUUUUCCCCUAGACUGCAGCACAGUCUUAAACAGCAAUAUCAGAUAAAUGCCUAUACGCCAGUCUUUCUCGACAAUUCUGUUUUAUUUAGAUUCUUAGACUACUCCUAUCAACAGGGAGUCUGAGCGCCUUCCAGAAGUGCAGUUAGCAUCAUGAAUAGCAUCUGUCACAUCUGGUGCUCUCCUUAUUCUCUAAAUGGGGAAAAACUAUAGAAAAACUUUCUAUUAAAUUAUAUGGCAAUGAGCUUAUCCCUCGGGACCCUACAGUGGCUAAUAAAGUCCCUCCAAUCCAUGAGCAGCUGUGGGGAAACCAUAUGGGAAAAUAAUGCUGUAGCAUUUGUGUGAGGAUUAUCACUAACUCUUUGGAAUAAUUCCUUUUUUCCUCUGGAGCAAGGUGAUAUUUCCUGGAGAAAUGGCUGCCUGUAACAAUUCAACUGCCUACAUUUUAAAUAAUUACUAAAUUUGCUCUGAUCAUAGCAUGCCCCCAAACCUCUUCUUGCCACAUUAGUAGCUUCCCCUAUCACUCCUUGAUCUUGCUAGGGACAAGUCCUGAGCAUGAGCCCAUAAGAAGCGGGCUGACCUUACCAUUGCACUCUAGGGACCAGACUAUGCUUACACUAAAGCUUGGUAUUCAAAAAUAUAUUGGUAUUGUUAUCUUUCUCAAAACAGUUUGCAUUCCCAGCUUGUGUGAUGGAGUGCUAUAACUACCAACUUCAUUAUUUUCAAUUCAGUCACUGGAAUGGAUGAUCCAGCUCUUGAGGGAAGGUGUGCAGACUGCCCGCCCAGGUUCACACUCCCAGAAUAAUCAACAACAAGCACAAAAGCAAGGAGGAUCUGUGUGUGGAAUUAGAGAGAAUAUACAGAUUUAAGGAGAUGUAGUACAAGGAAAACAAAGACAGGCAGAAAAAGUAUUAAUAGGUGACAAAUUCAGUUCGGACAAAGACCGAGUAGAUGUCUUAAAAGACAAACUCGGCCAACCUAAAAUACAUAAAAUGAGUCGGUGUUCCUUUAGGGAACUGUCCCGACUUAGACGUCUGGUUACCCAUACAGGAGGACUUUACACACCAAUCACACAAGAAGAAAAGUCGGGUUCGUCAGAGCGAUGCCCGGUGCAACACACAAAAGGAGCCCACAGGCUACUGCCUCAAUCGCCCUUUCUUUCACACCAAGGGUUUUACCCAAGGCGCGGUGCGGCUGCGAUUGUGCAGAUUUCACUCACUCAGACCGUGGGGACAGGAACCGUUUGGUCAGCCGAUCCCCGAACGGAGACGGCACCCAGACUCAACACACCACAGGGAGGACGGAUAGAUACAGAGACAAGACAGUCCUCAGUCCGGACAAAACACAGAAAUAAUUACUUGACCAGUUUCCUGAUGUCAGAUCCCAGGAUCCCUACCAGAACAGAGUUGGAACCAACAGGUUCGAUGGCAUAAACUUCACUGUGGUCAUGCACCCUUACGUUCUGGCGGAGGACCGCUCGGGCCAAAUGCCCCGGUGCCGGCUUGCCACGGCCAUCCUAAGAAUGGUCAGGAGUCACACGGCCCCAGUGAAGAUGGUUGCCAUCUCGGUGGAACCUCCAAAUUGUCAAAGUCAGAUUCAAGAUUCACUGAAUUUGUCAGACCACUCUGUUUAUUAGCAAAGCGCUUUGCCAGUGCACCCAGAUAUGUGUGAGCCUCCUGCGAAAAGCUCAAGCCAACACAUUUAUACAGACAAGCCAAAGCCAAUCCAACAUAGGAGACAAAAGGAAGCAGAAACUGACAAAUAUACAUAUCUUAUUUGCAUACUAACGUUUACCAAUCUCCUAGCUCAGUAGGAGCUCUAAGUUAAUUAGUUUGAGGACCCAUUGUCUCACACUCCUUAAUGUUUCUCUUCCUGACAACUAUAUUUCAACAAAUCUUUCAAGCAGCAUUUCUUUAAUGAAUUAUAAUUUCAAUAUAAUUCAUUCUACUUUCACAUAGGCUAGUAAGAAAUAAAUGGGUGAUUAUAUGGCUAACUAAAUGCAACGUGAGACAGACUUGUGGAGGAAGGCAGAUUGUUCCACCUAUUGCUUUUUAAUGUUUUUUUGGGACUAUAAACUCAAUUGCUGACUGUGCCCUCAGCCACCCAGUACCUCCUGCCAAGGUCACUCACUGCUUCUGGAAAAUAUAUAUGAAAUUCACUACAAGAACCUUUGGAAAAGUUGAUGUGUAUAUUAUAUUUUUGGCAGCCAACCUGUUUCAUAAUAAAGUUUAUUGUU